AUGCGAAGAAAGAUGGUGGUAAAGGGGGAAAGAAAAAAGAUGGAGAAAAAGCCAAAGGUGAAGGUAAAGAAGGAAAGGGAGAAGGUAAAGGAGAUGGAAAAGGUGGUAAAGGGGAUGGAAAAGGUGUUAAAGGGGAUGGCAAAGGAGGAAAAGGAGACGGAAAAAAUGGAAAAACCAAAGGAGAGGACAAAGGCGGUAAAGAUAAUGCAAAAAAGAGAGAAGGAGAAAAGGGAGCUUCUGAUAAACAGGGAGCAGGAAAGAAAAGUGGGAAAGAUACCGGAGCUCAAAAAUCAACAGGAGGGGCAAAAUCUGAUGGAAAAGGGGCAGGUGCCCCAAAAGCUCCAGCAAAGAAACCCCCUGCAAAAAAAUGA
This is a messenger RNA of Pelobates cultripes (western spadefoot toad), 371 nucleotides long. NCBI's taxonomy places the organism in Eukaryota, Metazoa, Chordata, Amphibia, Anura, Pelobatidae. The record is from the annotation of a GenBank genome assembly.